Molecule: messenger RNA, 657 nt
Organism: Hibiscus syriacus
Lineage: Eukaryota; Viridiplantae; Streptophyta; Magnoliopsida; Malvales; Malvaceae
Exons: 6
Coding region: 1-504 (167 amino acids)
Source: RefSeq, a predicted model, not a curated record
AUGAAGAAGCUGGCCAGACAGUUUCAAAAUUCUGAAGAUGAAAAGUUCCGUCUCCCAACCGUCGACGAAGAUCGUCCGAUGGAAAUCAACGAUCAUAUUCACGAGUAUGAUUAUAGAUUGCUAAUGUUACUGGAUAGCGUCAAACUCCAUAAUGCACUUUACUUUAAAACUCGGUAUCAUGCUUACUUCAAGGACUAUGUUGAUUCAUGGAUGAUAAUAACUUCAGACUGGGUAGCUAUAUUGGCUUGUUCAAUGGCCAUUAUGGGUCUAUUCAGUUAUUCAAAGGAUCACAAAAAGUGGAAACGGUAUUCAUGCUCUCUUGAUCUUGUGCUUGCAAUUUUCUGGAUAUAUCAUCUGCUGAGAAUGCCAAAAUUCCGUUGGGAUGUUAUCUGGCUUCCACUCGGGCCCUUAUGCGGUGCUGGGGUAUGUCUCUAUGUCGACCAUGUUCUUUCUGAAUCGUCAGAAGAAGUAAGAAAACUCAUGUAUGCUUUCAAAGCCGGCUAGUAUCAGACCCCACUGCUAGAUUGUUUAGCUGGAUCGAGUAAAGAGGUUCAAAGAAAGUAUGUCUGCUGUUGUAGUUUUGCAACCGAGAACUUAUCCUCACUUAUGUGCAGUCUGCAUUAUUAAGAGUACUGCCUGCUCACCGGAGUUGGUGAU